Messenger RNA from Danio rerio (zebrafish), 777 nucleotides. It is a transcript of the gene med10, whose product is annotated as mediator complex subunit 10. The record is from RefSeq and is marked provisional. NCBI's taxonomy places the organism in Eukaryota, Metazoa, Chordata, Actinopteri, Cypriniformes, Danionidae. Gene Ontology annotation, molecular function: transcription coregulator activity. Gene Ontology annotation, biological process: regulation of transcription by RNA polymerase II. Gene Ontology annotation, cellular component: nucleus; mediator complex.
AGUUUGCUGUCAUGGGAGCUACGCUAAGUGAGCGGAUGACUAUCUUUUGUCAAUAAGUAUACAGUUAUAUUCUUAUUUAAUCGACCGUGCGCUUAAAUUUACGUUAAAUUAACCUCGCCAUGGCGGAGAAGUUUGAUAACCUCGAGGAGCACCUCGAAAAAUUCGUCGAAAACAUACGACAGCUCGGAAUUAUCGUCAGCGACUUCCAGCCCAGCAGUCAAACAGGACUCAACCAGAAACUGAACUUUAUGAUCACAGGACUUCAGGAUAUUGAGAAAUGUCGACAGCAGCUUCAUGAUAUCAACGUACCUUUGGAAGUGUUCGAGUAUAUUGAUCAGGGUCGUAACCCACAGCUCUACACCAAGGAGUGCUUGGAAAGAGCACUGGCUAAAAAUGAACAAGUCAAAGGAAAGAUUGACACCUUGACUAAAUUUAAAAGCCUCCUCAUUUCUGAGCUGGGAAAGGUUUUUCCUGAAGAAAUGGCUAAAUAUAAGGCCAUUCACGGUGAUGACCCUCCUUCAUGAUUUACCAGUGCCACAACACUUCAAGUGCGAGAUGUACAUAUGUUGAUAUUUAUGUGACAUGCUUUUUCAAAUCAUUGUUCGGAUUUUUACAGCUUUUUUAUCUUUGUAUUCCACACAUUUACAGACUCAAAACUGGGGGGAUAUUUUGAAAACAUCCUCAAAACAGUGAAAACAUUUUUUUUCUCAUGCACUGUAAUUUUCGCAGCAUAAUUUUUAUUUUUCAGUUGAAUAAAUGGGUGAUCCCCAAAAUUCA